ACGAAAAAAAUACUGCGCUUCAAAACAAUGACAGAAAAACCUCGUGUACUUCUGAAAUAGCCUUCCGAUUUCAAUGAAAACUGUUUCAAAUAGACUCUUAAAAUAUGUUUUCUAUCACAAAGAGACUAGAACAAGCUCAACAAGCUGCUUUCCCUAAGGAACAUCAYGAAGAGGAGCAUGUGAAAGCCGGCCGAAACGCAGAGAGCACUGUUGUGGCGAACUUGAGACUUUACAGUGGUCUUGAUAUUACGUCAAUCUUUUGCGGCCUUCGCGUUCCCGACGAAUAUCAAACAAGAAAGCAAGAAAUUGAUAUUGUUUUACUUCUUAGUACUGGAAUAGUGUGCCUUGAGGUGAAAAAUCUGGGUGGAAGUAUCAAAGUUAGUGAAGAUGGCCAUACUUGGGUUCAGACGAAAAAGCGAAAACUUGGCGACAACUCAUAUGUCGCAAACUUUAUCGAACACGACAACUGCACCACUUUGAUAAAAAAGAAAGCUCUCCUUCUUAAAGAACAUCUAUUGAGGAAAAGCGUAUUCAUAAACUCCAAUCAACUAAGGCACUUUGUUGUUUUGGUUAACGAGAACUCUGAAUUAGAUGAUAAAAUACGCAACGACCCUUCKGUAAUUACSCCAGAAAAGUGCGAGGGUUUUUUCAAGAGCUUUCGCAAAGGCUAUGUCGAAGCCUUUCAGGAAAGCCUUACUCCUUCUUUCGUUUCAGGAAAGCUAUCAUACACUCAGAUUAAUGCAGCUCGAGCUGUUCUAUCCACGAUAGGAACUUGGGAUAUAAUCGAGUUACACGGAGGGAAAAGAUUAUACGGCGACUUAAAAGAUCUCCCUGGCGUCUCAGUUGAACGCAACAAAGUUGAAGCACUUGAAGUAUCACAUCAGAGAAAUUACACACUGGGAAUGGUUUGGGCUGCUGUGGGCUACACACCAACAGUUACUGUAUCUCUGCUUGAACGAGACGGUAGUGGCUGGCUAUGGAACACAUACGUUGCAGUGGUCAAAAUCCCCUACAACACUGAGGUUGUGUUUAGGGUUUGUGGUGAUGAAGUGGAUUCAAAGGUUUCAAUCAACGAUGUUAUAAAGAUACAAAUAUCGAAGUGAGGUGAAAAGAACCAUAAAAACAGGAGUUCUGAGGCAUGUGAAGUAAUAAAACACCUUUUCACAAAUGCCUGCUGUUUUAAUCUAAUUUACAGACACCAAAAUGUGUCUGCAAGUAGAUUYUGUAUAUACAGCAUCCUUUGAUAUAAGUCUUAUCUGCUUAUAGCAUUUCCAAUGUCACCUUGCAUACGCMUGAUGUCAAAAUUAAGUGACAUGUUUAUUGUUGGGCUGGAGUAGAAAUUUGUAUGAUAUGUGUACAUAAAGGACUAGUUUGCCUUUACUGUUAGUAAAGUUUCAUGGUAUUAAUUCCUAAAUACAUUAAUAUAAUGCUGAAUUAAUAUAAUUUUGAUAGUGCACAAUGUAUAGUUGCGCUUUUGCUGUUAUAAAUGUGUGAAAUAAAAUUUGAUGUUGUUUUUA
Molecule: messenger RNA, 1517 nt
Organism: Exaiptasia diaphana
Lineage: Eukaryota; Metazoa; Cnidaria; Anthozoa; Actiniaria; Aiptasiidae
Exons: 1
Coding region: 105-1103 (332 amino acids)
Source: RefSeq, a predicted model, not a curated record